Corvus hawaiiensis (hawaiian crow) is the source of this 3427-nucleotide messenger RNA. It is a transcript of the gene LRRC30, whose product is annotated as leucine rich repeat containing 30. Gene Ontology annotation, molecular function: protein binding. The record is from RefSeq and is a predicted model, not a curated record. The coding region runs from base 1 to 1029 and encodes 342 amino acids. The transcript has a single exon. NCBI's taxonomy places the organism in Eukaryota, Metazoa, Chordata, Aves, Passeriformes, Corvidae.
AUGCACUUCACAGGCUCCUCCUUGUCUCCUUGCUUUGACUUUCCCACCUCCUGCAGGCUGUCAUCCUCUGUUGGCAUUUGCAUAUUGCAAGGGAAUAAAAUCUCAGUUCUCUCAGGAGUGAAUCAGAGUGUUAUGGGAACUGAGCACUCCAAGAACGAGGAGCGAAGGAGCAUGGUUUUCCUUAGGAAAGGCCCAAAGCUGCCUGCAUGGGAAGACGCCCUUCUCGCAGGGAGAGAGCCCAAGUCACUGCUGAAACGGGGAUUGCGUUAUGUCAGCUUGAGCCUCAUAAUGAAAGGGAUGACCAGCACACCUGACUUCUUGUGGGGACUGCACGAGGUGCAGAAGCUGAACCUUUCACGCAACCAGCUGGUGGUGAUUCCUCCUUCGCUGGGGAAGCUGGACAGGCUGGUAGUGCUGAACUUGGGUGGCAACUGCCUCAAGUGUCUGCCUAAGGAGAUCGGGCUGCUGAGGAACCUGAAGGUCUUGUUUGUCAAUAUGAAUUGCCUGAAAGAAGUGCCAGCAGAGCUCAGCUUGUGCAGGAAGCUGGAGGUUCUGAGCCUCUCACACAACUGCAUCUCACAACUGCCUUUGAGCUUCACCGACCUGACAAGUUUGAGGAAACUGAACCUCAGUAACAACCGCUUUGUGCAAAUUCCUCUCUGCAUUUUCGCCCUGAGAAGCUUAGACUUCUUGCACCUAGGGUCCAACAAGCUGGAAAACAUCGCAGAGAGUAUCCAGUAUCUGGUCAAUCUGCAAAUCUUUAUUGUAGAAAAUAACAACAUACGCAGUCUGCCACGGUCUCUGUGCUAUGUCAGCACCCUGGAGCUGCUGAACGUUGACUACAAUGCCAUCCAGAGCCUCCCAGAGGACCUGUACCUGCUGCGCCGGCUGCGCCGCAUUGCCUGGAACCCGAUGGACAAAGGCCUCCACAUCGCCCACAACCCCUUGUCCCGGCCCCUGCCUGAGGUUGUUGAGGGGGGGCUGGACGUCCUCUUCAACUACCUCAGGGACAAAAAGGAGCACAACUGAGCUUCUGCUGAGCUUGGGAUUAAGCCUGUCAUCAAGACUCAAUCACAUCAGAGAGCUUUCCUGCACAGGCAUUUCCACUUCAUAAUGCUUGGAUUUUGAAGGCUGUGGAUGGCUUUAGUAACAGUUGGAGGAAAGCAAGUAAAGUACAAUGGUCUUGAUUAAGUGUGUGAAGAGCAAACUUUCUAAAAAUAGCUACCUCUGUAACCUUCACUGUUGUGAUACUUGGGGGUUUUUUUAGAAGAAAACACAACAACAAACUUGUGAUAAAAUAUUUGCUCUUCAUUUGACAGAAACAAGUUAAAGCAGACUGCUGGAUGUGCAGAAAUGUGUAUUUGACAGCUAUUAGGUUGGAGAAAUAUUAAUAUAAAUUAGACUUUCUCUCUGUGAUUGCCGUUGCAUUUCUACCCCUGCUCACUUCUUCAUACACAGGUAAACCAUGACAUAAACAAACACUGCUAUCUAAGUGAAUCUCAAGGAAAAUGUUUGCUUUGGGCAGUGAAUAUAUCCUGAGCUAUAUUAGCUCACAGACAGUAUAUUACUGGCCAGUUCAAUACCACUUGUUGUUUACCACACAGCUGUGCUCUGGCUUGUAUAAAUUACAGGUAGAGAUUGCCAGUGAUGAGGCAAUUUCCCAGUUCUUUGGAAGUAGAUCCCAAACUUCCCCAGAGCUCCUCGUACCCCUGGUGAGACAAGCAACCCUUCCCUGGAGCCUCCUAGGAUGCUGACAGCAGUGCAUCACAGCCGGGAGCAGCAUCUGCACAAAGCAGAGAAAGGACUGUGGCUUCUUCCCUCACACAAAGGAUGGAGUUGCUCAUUGUUACACGUACAACUGCUCUCCAUUCCCUUUCCCAUAUCCCUGCAAUCCAAGCUAUGGAGUAACUUUACUCAGGAGGCAGUACAUCUCCUAAAGUUGAAAUAUUUCCUUCAGGAAAAGCAGCAUCAACCCAGUCAUCACCUUAAGUAAGAGCUUCAAAAACAAAUAGUUAUUUCUGGGAUUUUCGGUAUCAGCCAGCAGCAUAAAAGUCAAGUCUUAUGAGGUUUCUCAUAUUGAUCUUCUGUGAAUGUCCUUCAUCAAAGUUUUAUCUGGUAAUAAAGAGGCAGUAUGAAAGAGCUGUUAACAAUUUAUGCAACUUGGGUUUCUUGUUCCCUCACACCAGUGUAAAACAGAAGCAGCUCUGUUGAAAUCAGUUGAGAUAAAUGCUUGUAAUGGCAGUGUAAGAGAGGAAUGAGACUGUAAUUCUUGAGCUAAUUAUGAGUAUUCAAAGCCAUUUUCAAAGUGCUUCCUAUGUCAAAUCUCAGGAAUCAAUGAUUACUUUCUAAAACAUAAUUUGUUCAAAAUUAUAGAAGGCUGUGAAAGACUGAUCCUGCUUCUAGUGAAGUUAAUGGGCAAUCCCUGGCUGAGGGAAAAGCUCCUCAGCAGAGGUAGGAGCAGCCUGAUAAAGCAGACAAUUAUGUAAUUCAUAGGUACAUGUGAGUAAAGACAGCACCUUUGCGCACACUGACAUUAUCAGUGUGGUGUUGAAUGCUAGCAAUGAGGAAUUGCUGCUCACAGAAUAUUCCACCCUGGGUCUGCCUGACCUGAUAUUUUAUUGUGUUGGAUUGUUUUGUGUAUGAUUUAUAUCUUAACUGAGAAUUUCAGUGUUAGGCCUGGAAAUCACAGUCUCCAAGUGUGCAGUCAAGGACAGAUCUUAUGUUUCUAGCAAACAUUAAACCUUUUUGAAGGGCAUAUUUGCUCAAGCAUUAAGCAAACAAAGCAAGAAAACAAAUAUUUUGUGAUUUUUUUUACUUAAUAUAUAUUUCAAAUGCAAAGAUAUUUUAAGUGUAGCUUUACAUGUAUUUAUUUCACCUAUGCAAAAUUCCAAGUUUUUAAUGAAAAAUGCAUCUAAUAAAUUAAUAUGUGAUUCCAUUAGCAACAAGGAAUAAAGCUGCAAUUAUUUUUAGAAAUACCAACAGAUAAUUCUUGGAGGGGAUUAGGGACAGAUUAUUAACUUUUCUAAAUGCUCAUUUCAUAUCCCUUAGUCUGGCAUUCACGUAAACACUGCAAUAUUGCUUUGCAGGAAAAUUAGAUGCCUAUGGCAUUAAUCACCUGAAAAGAUUUUCCACGUGUCAGUAUCCAGGAUUAUAUGACACCAGAUAGCCUCUGAUAUGAUCUGACCAGGAGAGGUAUGCACAGUAAUUUACAUGGAAGAUGUGAGGCUGGACUGCGUGUGUUCAUUAGGAUAUCACUAUGAGGGUGAGAAACAGUGAACGAUUCAAGAAAAUGAUCUCCAGACAGAGGAUUAAAAGGCAAAUUUGACAUAAUCAAAUGCAUCUGCAAAAGCAGUUAUAAUAUGAAGUGCAAUACCAAUAAUUUAAAAUUAAAUUACUCAAUUGAAUAAUAAUGACCUUUUACUCAAGC